UAUAUAAGGGUGGAUGGCUGGCUAGUGUUUCAGACGGACAGAAUGACAGCAGGCCUGUUGGCCGCACGGCACUGAGAGCCACCAUGACUCAGAGAAAGAGGCCCCCACCUUCCAGCGGACUGCUAAUUACCGGGUGAUGUGUAGCAUCUACAGGAUGAUUGACAGCUGCUCCAUCUGAACCCCAGGAUGCCUGUGGUGCCAGUGGGCGGGACAUCCUCCUCCCACGUCGUACCUGUUGCCCUCACCUGCUCAUGGCUGCUUCUGCUCUUCCACGCUGCCUUUGGACAGAAACCCGCCAAGCUGCCCUUGAUCAACCGGAAACCCUUCAUUGCGGCCUGGAACGCCCCAAUGGACCUGUGUACCAUCAAGUACAAUGUCACCGCCAAACUUGACCAUCUCUUCCACAUCCACGGGAGCCCACGAGCUGAUUGGACAGGCCAAAACGUUACCAUAUUCUAUGCCAACCGUCUGGGUUACUACCCUUACUACACUCCACAGGGUGCUGCAGUGAAUGGUGGCCUGCCGCAGAACUGCAGCCUGGACCUGCACCUGCUGAAGGCCUACCAGGACAUCAACCACUUCAUCCCUGCAGAGGACUUCCGCGGCCUGGCAGUCAUUGACUGGGAGUUUUGGCGGCCUCAGUGGAGCCGUAACUGGCACAAAAAGGAUAUCUACCGGCAAAAGUCGAGGGAGUUGACGGCAAAGGCGUAUGUGAACGUGACGGCUGCACAGGUGGAGGAGCUGGCACGGCGACGGUUUGAGAAAAGUGCCAGGACGUUCAUGCAGAGGACUAUUCAGCUGGGUACGCGCCUUCGGCCCAAUGGCCUCUGGGGUUUCUACCUCUACCCUGACUGCCACAACUACAACCUGCACGAUCAGAACUACACGGGCUUUUGCCCGCUGCUGGAGAGCCUGAGGAACGACGAGCUGGUGUGGCUGUGGAACAGCAGCACAGCGCUCUUUCCCUCCGUGGCGAUCAGGAAAAGUCACACCAACAGUGUCAGCAACCUGCACUUCUCCCAGCAUAGGAUCAGAGAGUCGCUCCGUGUUGCCUCACUGACUUCAAAGGAGUACGACCUCCCCACCUACGUGUACCUGAGGCUGGGAUACCGAGAAGAGGCCAUGGCCUUCCUCACCUCAAAAGACUUGAUCCACACCAUCGGGGAGAGUGCCGCUCUGGGUGCUGCAGGAUUCGUCAUCUGGGGCGAUCUGAACUUGACCUCAUCCAGGUCUAACUGCACCAAAGUGAAAUCCUUCCUGAACUACCGUCUGGGUAAGUACAUAAUCAAUGUGACGCGAGCCGCCGAGGUCUGCAGUGACUUCCUGUGCCAAGGGAACGGCCGCUGCAUCCGCCGGGACCCCCCCGCCCGCCAUUACCUCCACCUGAGCGCCACCAGCUACAAAAUCAGUCCUUCUGGCAAGGGGGACUUUGCAGUCACCGGGUGGCACUCUCAGCACGACCUGCAACUGCUGACUGAGAGGUUUCGCUGCCACUGCUACGAAGGUCACGAGGGCGAAAGCUGCGACAGCAUCAACAAAGUGAAAGAGGACGAUGGGCCAUGGAGGGACGGGGAGGAGGACGAGCAGGAGAGGAGGAGGACGGAAUGGGAGUAUGAGCAGGAUGAACAACGGGAGGCAGGGGAGAGUUCAGCACCCCCGGGUGGCUUUAGCCUUCACAUGAUGUUGGUGAUUCUCCUGUUGAACUUAUCCUUAGUAAAAACAGUCGUAUGAUGCACUCAGUAUAGUGUUUCAAUUCAAGAUGGAGGCAGAUUUGAACUCUUGAUGUCGCUGUUUCACUCUAUGUACCACUAGCAGCACCCUUUUUAUAAACCCUUAUCAGAUGUAGAUUAGGGCUGCAACUAAUAAUCAUUUUGUCAAUGGUUUGUUCCAAACAAUCCUUUCAGCCUGGUUCCAGUCCACUGAAUCACUGCCUAUAUCUCGGAUUUGUUCAGUGAUUCAAUAACUGUUUAUAUCUUGCAUUGUGCUUUAAAAGGCAUUAACGAUUCCCUAAUGUUUCACUAGUUACACUCUGACGGACCACAUAAGUGAGGAAAAAAAAAAUCCAGCCUCUAGUCAUUUAGCCUUUGAAAUGUCCAACGACACUUCAUUUUCAGUUUGGUUAUUAGUCCAAAGCAAGUCAUAUGUCAGCUAACCAUGCACUGUAUUAAAAUGCUUAUAAUAACAAUGCUAGCAGGCUAAUGUUCAGCAGCGGCAUGUUUAUCCUGUUUACAAUCAUAGUUAAGCAUGUUGGCAUGCUAAAAUUAGCUAAUUAGCAAUUAACACAACGUAAAGCUGAGGCUUAAGACAGUUCUAGUUUUGCAGGGACUUGGUCAUGAAACAAUUGGGCCAAGUCUAAUCCUACCUGACGAUGGCACUCAGCGAAAAGAUAGGGGUUCACCAAAGUUAUGACAAUUCAUCCUGAAGAGGCACAUGAAUGUCUGAAGUCAUGCUGUGUUCCAUUAUACCUCGCAUCUCGGAUCCUCGAGCCCGGAAGUCGAGGUGGUGAUUCUUUUUUCCGACCUCCCGAGUUGAGGGGUGUCCGAGUUGUAAUUUCCUACACAGAAGUUGUAAUUCCGAGUUCUGAGAUCAUAAUGGAAUGAUAAACCCGAGUUCUGAGCUCCAAGUUCUGAGCUAUAGUGGAACGCAGGGUAAAUUCCAUGUCAAACAUGGUUGACAUUUUUGACUACAUUCAUUAAACAUCAUUAAACAUAAGCAUUAAACAUCAACCCCAAUGGUGACGCUAGAUGAGGUCAGGGGGACUAUCAGUGUUUGCACAAAAUGUUAUGGCAAUCAAUCUAGUAGCCUUAAUCUAUGCACAAAGCUAAACUAACAGGAUGCCGGUAGCUGUAGCUUUCGUAUUUACCAUACAGACAUGACAGUGAUAUCAGUCUUCUAACUCUGUGAAAAAAGGGAAAAAAGUAUCGGGAAAUGUAAGAAAAAAGUUCAACUCUCUGUAACUCCCUUUAACCCUCAGUAGAGGUUGCUGCUGGGUGGAUGACAAACCAUGAAUAGUGGUUAGUGUGAAUUGAAUGUGCUGUGUUGAACAGUUAAAUAUGUGUGGAAAAAAAACAACAUCCUUUUUUAAGGAGUGUGAUGGCACUUUACAUGACACAGAGUUGAUAGACGAAGGUUUGGUUGACUGUUAUACAGUCCAACCAGGCGAACAAUUGCCUGAUUGUUGCAGAGCAUUCAGAACAUUCUGCAACAAUCUGCACUGCUUCUUUUGCCAACAACUGCAUCAGAUCUACCUGGAACGUUGAUUAGAAAAUACAGAUAGUGUUCGUCACUGUGACCUAAGUCACCUUCAGCAAAGAUAAACAUUUGACAAAAUGAUGACACAGCUACACUGCAGAGCUGAGGAUUGGAUCAGAGGGAUCGUGGGUUUUGUUUACUUUUAAAUAACCUCGCAAUGCGGCUGGAUCCCUUACAAGCGAGAAUCCAUCUGUGACAACAGCGAGAAGCAACUGUUCAUUAACAACAAUGGCUACUAAAGCGCUUAGUUUAGAUGCUGCUAUAGUGUCAUUUAUAUCAGUGUUCUUUUACUGAAAGAUGAGCAAAGAACGACGCUGAAAGGUUUGAAUCUCACUGGAUUCCGCAACUCUGAUAGACGGGGACAGACAGAUGGUUCAUUCAAUCACCUGCCAAGUAUUACUUGAAAGAAUCACCUGCCCUUUUCCAAACACUGACCAACGAAGCCUUCCCACAUGGUUCGGUUCAACCAACCAUUUGAAAGCUUCAGAGUCAAAUCUGGCUCACUCCAGGAUGAUCCUCUGGUUUGCCUGUCAGAGGAACCAAUGCUAAUACUUCCAUACAGUCGUAUGUAGAACGAUAAUCACUAUAUUGGACACUUGGCUCGAGGGACUUUUAUUAUUAUUAUUGUUACCUUUAUUCCUGAUGGUAUGAAACCUGUUGAUUUUCUCAACAAUAAGCUGUUAUUUCCCUUGUUAGAAUACGCAUACUGUAUAUACUAACUGUUUUUGUACUCGUGCUUACUCUAUACUCUUGAAGUGCAGCUUUUCAGAAAAUGACAAAUGUUUGAGUCUGUUUGGGACACAGCGUGGACAUGUUGUGGGUGCUAUUGAUUAAUGUAUCUGUAUAUUUCCUGUCAUUUUUGUUGCUUUUGUUACCCUAAAAUGUCCAAAGUGUAGAGGUCUAUUUUUCAAACAUUGUUUAGAGGCUAAUGCCACUACAUCUCUGUUUGGAGAAAUUAGAUCAAGACUGGGUUAAGUUUUUUUAUUUUAUUUCAUCUCAAUGUGGCUGUUAACCAGCUUCUUUCUCUGAAGCUGAUGCACCGUACUGUAGGUAAAAUAGAAACACUGCACAGGAUGUUAAAUAUGGCACAUACUGUAUCUGAAGACACAACUCAGUGGCUCUGUGUGGUUUUUUGUGUUUCUUCAAUGCCUAAUUCUUGAUGUAUAGAGCGGUGAUUUAAGUGUCAAAAGAAAGACAGACCUCUGUUGAUUCUUGAAAUGCUAAAAUGAGUUGUAGUUUUCUUGAUGGUGGUCCUGUGAAAGAGGUUAUAAUGCCACAAAACCAAACAGCCAAGAGUGCAAAGUUGAGUGAAGUAGAGAAUAAAAUUAAAUUUACAAAGCAAAUAACUAGGAUGAUAAAAAUGACUACAUUCCCAGCUUGCUCUGGAGCUUCCGACCUUUGUCAGCAGAUGGAGUCAUGGAACAGUGAAUCUAAACUUCUGUGCCCACACAGAACGUGGAGUGUAUUUCAGAGGCAGGCAUGAUUGUAUAUAAUGACAAUGGAAAUACACAAUUAGAUGAUCUUGUUCAAGGGGCAAAGCAAGUGACACAAAGAUGCAUCUAUAAGGGCUGAAAUAGUAGUGGACGUACUGCUUAGCGCUGGUGCUCACAAAGCAGCUCUGGUCAUUAGAAACAGUAGCCAUGCUCUGCUCCAUGUUCAGAAGAAGGUCCGUGCACAUAGUUACUUUGCACUGAGUCUGAAUACACGUGUUUAGAAAAAACACGUGUAUUCAUUAGCCUUAUUCCCAUCCACAUUCAUCCAAUUCAAAUUUAUCACAGACCAGAGAUCUGGAGCAUUUUAAAUCAGACCAAAUCCAGAACAGAGGGUGGAUCUGAAACCCGGUUUGGGUCGUGUCAAAACACAUCAAUGAGUUUCAUUUAAGUUAAACAUGUAGCAUCUGUCCCGAGUCUCUGUGACUCUGAUCCGGGUUUAUGAUGAAUCAGUACUUUCAUCUCAAAUGACCUUCAAAUGAUGUUCAGGUCGGAAGAGUUUGACUUCUGUCAUCAUGAUGCAGUGACUGUUUCCUGAGUUGUUUUUUUUUCUCUUAAGAUUGUAAACCAAAUAAUCAACAAAGACUAUAUGCAACACAUGGAAAAUGUUACCUGAAUGUUAAUGCACUGCAAAUAAAAACUUUUCCUCAGUA
This is a messenger RNA of Scophthalmus maximus (turbot), 5395 nucleotides long. It is a transcript of the gene hyal4, whose product is annotated as hyaluronidase-4. The record is from RefSeq and is a predicted model, not a curated record. Gene Ontology annotation, biological process: carbohydrate metabolic process; hyaluronan catabolic process. Gene Ontology annotation, molecular function: hyalurononglucosaminidase activity. The transcript is spliced from 4 exons. NCBI's taxonomy places the organism in Eukaryota, Metazoa, Chordata, Actinopteri, Pleuronectiformes, Scophthalmidae. The coding region runs from base 187 to 1731 and encodes 514 amino acids.